Molecule: messenger RNA, 777 nt
Organism: Trichoplax adhaerens
Lineage: Eukaryota; Metazoa; Placozoa; Uniplacotomia; Trichoplacea; Trichoplacidae
Exons: 6
Coding region: 1-777 (258 amino acids)
Biological process (GO): intracellular signal transduction; protein phosphorylation
Cellular component (GO): cytoplasm
Molecular function (GO): protein serine/threonine kinase activity; ATP binding
Source: RefSeq, a predicted model, not a curated record
AUGAAAAAUGAUGAAUCACCUGAAAUUAUUUAUCAGCCUAAAAUCAAGCAUGCCAAAUUGAUUGGUAAUCGCUACUUGAAGGGCGGUGUGUUAGGAGAAGGCGCUUACGGCAAAGUGAAAGAAGUCUUGGAUACUUAUACCCUAAAGCGAUUAGCUGUUAAAAUAUUAAAGAAUGCAAAAUUGAAGCGAAUCCCCAAUGGCGAGCAAAAUGUCCUACGGGAGAUACGACUACUCAAAGGUUUAUCGCAUAAAAAUAUUGUCACGUUAUGUGAAGUUGUUACCUGUGAUGAGAAGCAAAAAAGAUAUCCUUUUGAAAACUUGUUAGAGAAAACACCCAGUGGAAAAUUUCCGUUGUGGCAAGCGCAUUUGUAUUUUGCUCAGUUGGUCAAUGGUUUAGACUAUCUUCACAGUCGACGAAUUAUCCAUAAAGAUGUUAAACCAGGGAAUUUGUUAAUUACCCAUGAUCAAAUUUUAAAAAUCACUGAUUUUGGUGUCGCAGAGGAGUUGGAUCUAUUCGCCUUAGACGAUAAGAUUUCUACAAGUCAAGGUUCGCCGGCUUUUCAACCGCCCGAAGUUGCCAAUGGACACGAUACAUUUUCUGGAUUUAAGUUAGAUACAUGGGCUGUUGGUAUAACACUGUUUAAGAUGACAUCUGGUGUGUACCCAUUUGAAGGUCGUACUGUGUUUACAUUGUUUGAAAAUAUUGGCAAAGGGCAGUAUACUAUUCCUGAUGUUCUUAAGCACGAGAGUGAAUUAAAGGAUUUAAUUAAUGGUUAG